Molecule: messenger RNA, 1716 nt
Organism: Triticum dicoccoides
Lineage: Eukaryota; Viridiplantae; Streptophyta; Magnoliopsida; Poales; Poaceae
Product: phytoene synthase 1, chloroplastic
Exons: 7
Coding region: 421-1716 (431 amino acids)
Biological process (GO): biosynthetic process
Molecular function (GO): geranylgeranyl diphosphate synthase activity; squalene synthase [NAD(P)H] activity
Source: RefSeq, a predicted model, not a curated record
CAGAGAGAGGGAGACACUGGACUUUGUCCUCGCAUGGAACCUUGGCAGCAGCAUAUUCACAUACGCGCGCUCACUCUCAGCGGGAUCUGGCCGUACGUGUGUAUCGGCUGCUUGUUUGACGGCGAUUUGGCGCAGGUUAAGGCGGCAUAUGCCGUGAGCUUGUAGAGGGAUCGAGCUUGCAGCGGGCGUGCUGAUAAGAGGGGUGCAUGGCAAACUAGUGGUCGGUAGUGCGGCCACCACUCCGGCCCAUACAAAGCGUGUGCGUGUCCAAGAACGCCUUUCCCCCCGGCUCACACGAGAGUGGUGAAUCCAUCCACGGUGCGUGCCUCAAUUCUCUCCCUUGCAGGGGAGAGCAGAGCUCCGUUUCCUCCUCGGCGCGGCGGAGACGAGCUCCGGCGGUUUGGGGUUGGCGUUGCGCGCAUGCAGCAGAUGGCCACCACCGUCACGCUGCUGCUCGGGGCAGCCUCGUCCCCCGGCCCCGCCGCCGGUGAUGGCGCCGCGCGGGACGGCUUCCAGUGCUCCCGCCUGCUACCCAAGAAGAAACAGCAGAGGCCGCGCUGGGUGCUCUGCUCGCUCAAGUACGGCUGCCUCGGCGUCGGCGAGCCGGGGGAGGCGGGCGGCCGGAGCGCGGCGUCGCCGGUGUACUCCAGCCUCACCGUCAGCCCCGGAGGCGACGCCGCCGUCGCCGUCGUCUCGUCGGAGCAGAAGGUGUACGACGUGGUGGUGAAGCAGGCGGCAUUGCUCAAGCGCCAGCUGCGCCCCUCGCAGCAACAGCAGCAGGCGCCGCCAGCCGUCGCCAGGGAGCUGGACGCGCCGCGCGGCGGGCUCGGGGAGGCCUACGCCCGCUGCGGCGAGAUCUGCGAGGAGUACGCCAAGACCUUCUACCUCGGGACCUUGCUGAUGACCGAGGAGCGGCGGCGCGCCAUAUGGGCCAUCUACGUAUGGUGCAGGAGGACAGACGAGCUGGUGGACGGUCCCAACGCGUCGCACAUCACGCCGCAGGCGCUGGACCGGUGGGAGAGGAGGCUGGAGGACCUCUUCGCCGGGCGCCCCUACGACAUGCUCGACGCCGCGCUCUCUGACACCAUCACCAAGUUCCCCAUAGAUAUUCAGCCCUUCAAGGACAUGAUCGACGGGAUGCGGACGGACCUCAAGAAGGCGAGGUACAAGAACUUUGACGAGCUCUACAUGUACUGCUACUAUGUUGCCGGCACCGUGGGGUUGAUGAGCGUCCCGGUGAUGGGCAUUGCGCCCGACUCCAAGGCGACAGCUGAGAGCGUCUAUGGCGCCGCUCUGGCUCUCGGGCUCGCGAACCAGCUCACCAACAUACUCAGGGAUGUCGGAGAAGAUGCAAGAAGAGGAAGGAUAUAUUUGCCGCAAGACGAGCUUGCGGAGGCAGGGCUCUCCGAUGAAGACAUCUUCAAAGGAGUCGUCACCGACAAGUGGAGAAAAUUCAUGAAGAGGCAGAUCAAGAGGGCGAGGAUGUUCUUCGAGGAGGCGGAGCGAGGGGUGACUGAGCUUAGGAAGGAGAGCCGGUGGCCGGUUUGGGCCUCUCUGUUGUUGUACCGGCAGAUCCUUGACGAGAUCGAAGCGAAUGACUACAACAACUUCACCAAGAGGGCCUAUGUUGGGAAGGCGAAAAAGGUGCUUGCGCUCCCUGUCGCGUACGGGAGAUCGCUGCUCUUACCGUAUUCACUGAGAAAUAACCAGACCUAG